Linum tenue is the source of this 245-nucleotide messenger RNA. The record is from the annotation of a GenBank genome assembly. NCBI's taxonomy places the organism in Eukaryota, Viridiplantae, Streptophyta, Magnoliopsida, Malpighiales, Linaceae.
UGGCGAGUUGCUCGGCUACAGCUAGCAAUAGGGAGGGAGUUGCAAGGUCAUUCAAUAGCACAUGACGUAUUCGCUCAAAUGCAGAAGAACGAUGAAAAAUCAAGUAAGCAUAAGGUUGUUCUUUUUGACCGCAGUGAAGGAAUAUUCGCUAUUAAUGGCACCUUGCACAACCAUGUGUCGUGAUCCAGAGGGUGCCUAAGAUGAUGCAGCUCAACCACUUCACGUGGAUAUGGAUCCCAUAUAAC